ACGUUUCAAUAGCAACAAAUGGAACGUGACAGCAACGUCGACACAACGUAGAUGUAUUUGCUGGGCUCUGUGUCUCACGUGAAUGAAUGGGAUAUCUCCAUUAUCUGUUUUGAAACUUCCUCCGUAUCUUCUGCCCCAGUAUGCUGCUCAUAUGAGCACACGUUACUGUUCUACACAGGGCAGCUACGAGUGUUUACACUCUCAGAAGAGUGUUUUUCUAGACUUUUCCAGGUAAUGAAUCGAAGUCUCCUCUGAAAAAUAGGAGUGACGAUAGGUAAGCGCACUUUUUGGCGCAACUCUUUUGACCUCCCACUUGUGCUGUGACGCGUUCACAGCAGCGGCUCGUAAUAUAUGAAACGCGCAUUUGGGAAGCGUCAAGUUGUUCUGUCACUUCAGCACGCGCGCGUUAUCUCCUGUCACAUGUGGCGGAGCACAUUAGGAAAAAAGAAAGACAGAAAGGACCAAAGUGGUUUCCUUGAUUACGCUGGACUGGACCGGUAAAACCAAACCACUGGAAUAAAUUAUCAAAGAAUCAACUACAGGACAUGAGCGCCGGUAAGAGGGUGGAAGAUGAGGCGGUGCUGGACAGAGGGGCAUCGUUACUCAAACACAUGUGUGAUGAGGAGGAAGUUGAAGGUCACCACACGAUUUACAUUGGUGUGCAUGUGCCUAAGAGCUACCGACGACGGAGACGCCACCGCCGGCGUACCAGCAACAAGGACAGAAAGGAUAAAGUGACCGAGAAUGCUUCGGACAGGUCGGACAGUGAAAAUUAUGAAGAGGCCAGCAACAGCAUCCUCAGACCUCUCAUCUCACCUGCUGCCGAGCGCAUCCGAUUCAUGCUGGGAGAGGACGAUGAUAGCCCAGCACCUCCACAGCUCUUCACAGAGCUGGAUGAACUGCUGUCUGUUGAUGGCCAGGAGAUGGAGUGGAAGGAAACUGCCAGGUGGAUCAAAUUCGAAGAGAAGGUGGAAAAAGGUGGUGAGCGAUGGAGUAAACCACAUGUGGCCACUCUGUCCCUUCACAGUCUCUUUGAGCUUAGAACUUGUAUAGAAAAGGGCACCAUCAUGCUGGACCUAGAGGCAUCCACUCUGCCAGGGGUCAUUGAAAUAAUCACUGACAGUCAGAUUGAGACUGGACUCUUGAAAGCUGACCUAAAAGAUAAGGUCAUGUACACCUUGCUGAGGAGACAUCGUCACCAGACAAAGAAGUCCAAUCUUCGCUCACUAGCUGACAUCGGCAAGUCAGUCUCCAGUGCAAGUAGGCUGUUUUCCACCCCGGAUAAUGGUAGCCCAACCACCGCACAUCGGGACUUGAAAUCAAGCAGCAUGAAUGAUAUCUCAGACAAGCCAGAGAAAGAUCAGCUAAAGAACAAGUUCAUGAAGAAGCUACCCAGAGAUGCUGAAGCUUCCAAUGUUCUCGUUGGAGAAGUGGACUUCCUAGAUAGUCCGUUUGUGGCCUUCGUGAGGCUGCAGCAGGCUGUUAUGUUGGGGGCGCUGACUGAAGUGCCUGUGCCAACCAGAUUUCUGUUCAUUCUUCUUGGGCCCAAAGGUAAAGCCAAGUCAUAUCAUGAAAUCGGUAGAGCAAUUGCUACCCUGAUGUCUGAUGAGGUCUUCCAUGAAAUUGCGUACAAAGCCAAGGACAGACAAGAUCUCCUCGCUGGCAUUGACGAGUUCUUGGAUGAGGUCAUCGUCCUCCCGCCAGGAGAAUGGGACCCCGCCAUUAGGAUAGAGCCUCCCAAAUCCUUGCCAUCCUCAGAUAAAAGAAAGAACAUGUAUGCUGGAGGGGACAGUACACAGAUGAAUGGAGACACACCUCAUAGCGGACAUGGGGGUGAGGGGCACACAGUAGGUGAUGAGCUGAAAAAGACUGGAAGGUUUUGUGGAGGCCUUGUACUUGAUGUCAAAAGGAAAAUCCCCUUUUUCUUCAGUGAUUUCUACGAUGCACUACACAUCCAGUCUUUGUCUGCCAUUCUUUUCAUCUACCUGGGAACAGUAACCAAUGCCAUCACAUUUGGAGGAUUGCUGGGGGACGCCACAGAAAACAUGCAGGGUGUGCUGGAGAGCUUUCUGGGAACAGCGGUGACUGGAGCUGUCUUCUGUCUCCUGGCUGGACAGCCUUUGAUCAUCCUCAGUAGUACUGGGCCAGUGCUAGUGUUUGAAAGGCUUCUCUUCAACUUCAGCAGGGAUAAUGACUUCGACUACCUAGAAUUCCGUCUUUGGAUUGGCUUGUGGUCAGCCUUCUUCUGCCUAGUCUUGGUGGCCACUGAUGCCAGCUUCCUGGUGCAGUAUUUCACACGCUUUACAGAAGAAGGCUUCUCCUCACUCAUCAGCUUCAUCUUCAUCUACGAUGCUUUCAAGAAGAUGCUGAAAUUGGCUGAUUAUUAUCCAAUCAACUCGGACUACAAAAUCGACCAUGUCACGCAAUUUGACUGCAUGUGUAUGGCGCCCUCUGUUGUUAACACUUCAGAUGUGUUCGUUUAUCCGCUUGAUGAAACAUCAGCCUGGAUUCAAUCCAAUUCCAGCUGGUCCUCCCUAACAAAGACGGAAUGUCUGAAAAUGGGUGGGGAACUAGUGGGCAAUGCCUGCAACUUUGUGCCCGACAUCACCCUCAUUUCCUUCAUCCUUUUCUUUGGCACCUACACCUGCUCCAUGUGCCUGAAGAAAUUCAAGACCAGCCCUUUUUUUCCUACUACUGUGAGGAAGCUCAUAAGUGACUUCGCCAUUAUCCUGGCCAUUUUAAUCUUCUGUGGUGUUGAUGCUCUGGUUGGGGUAGAUACGCCAAAGCUUAUAGUGCCAAGUGAAUUUAAGCCAACAAGUCCAAACCGUGGCUGGUUUGUGCCACCGUUUGGAGGUAACCCCUGGUGGGUGUACCUGGCAGCAGCUCUGCCUGCCCUGCUGGUUACCAUCCUUCUCUUCAUGGAUCAGCAGAUCACCGCUGUCAUUGUCAAUCGCAAGGAGCACAAGCUUAAGAAAGGUGCAGGCUACCAUCUGGACCUGUUCUGGGUAGCUGUCCUGUUAGUAGUGUGCUCUUUUAUGGGUCUGCCCUGGUAUGUAGCUGCAACGGUUAUUUCCAUUGCUCACAUUGACAGCUUGAAGAUGGAAACAGAGACAUCCGCUCCUGGUGAACAGCCCAAAUUUUUGGGUGUCAGGGAACAGAGAGUCACUGGUGUCAUGGUCUUCAUUCUCACUGGUCUGUCUGUCUUCAUGUCUCCUAUCCUCAAGUUCAUACCCAUGCCGGUGCUGUAUGGAGUCUUCCUUUACAUGGGUGUUGCCUCACUCAAUGGAGUUCAGUUUAUGGACCGGCUGAAGCUGUUCCUCAUGCCUGCCAAACACCAGCCAGACCUAAUCUACCUACGGCAUGUGCCACUGAGGAAGGUCCAUCUCUUCACUUUUGUCCAGCUGCUCUGCCUGGCGCUUCUCUGGGUCCUCAAAUCCACUGUGGCAGCCAUCAUCUUCCCUGUCAUGAUCUUGGCUCUUGUUGCUGUGAGGAAGGCAUUGGACUAUGUCUUCUCUCAGCUUGAUCUCAGCUUCCUGGAUGACGUCAUACCCGAGAAGGACAAGAAAAAGAAAGAGGAUGAGAAGAAAAAGAAAAAGAAGAAACAAGGAAGAUUAGACAGUGACUUGGAAGAUUCUGACUAUCCUUUCAAUGAGAAUGUCCCCAGCAUUAAAAUCCCAAUGGACAUGAUGGAGCAGGAGCCUUUUUUAGGAGAUAAGGCCUCCGACAGAGAAAAGUCCCCUUCAUUCCUUGACCGAUAUACAUCAUGCUGAAAAGCGGCACUGCUUUCAGACCAGCCCAAUGUCAAGUUCAGAGAGAGUGCCAUUAAAUGUGCCUCAGAUUCAAAUAGAUAUGGACCCAGAUGACAAUGGCUACUACUGGAGGAAUCGAGGGUCUGAGACGUCCAUAUAACUCCUCCUCGUGCACUCGUUUAGCCAAUUUGCAACAGAUUUUAUUAAACACUUUGACCACAAUACAUUCUUCCAAUUUGCAGAAAGACAUUUGCCAAGGGAUAUUUUUUAAGACUCAUCACAGAUACUUUCUGUGAAGAGUAAAGGAUGGCUUGAAAAAUGCUUGUCUUACACUUACUUAAUCAUUAUGGUUCACAAGUUAUAAUCUCUUAACUACUAUGCAAUUCAUAUCAUUGUUUCACAUGAACUGAGCUGUACAAAAAAUGCUGUAGUUAUUUUUCCACAAUGGGGAAAGGACUGCUCCCUGCAUUAUUCAUACAAUACUCCCUCCAUUAUUUCUAACAAAUUAUUGCAACAUGCCACUGUUUUCCUUCUCCUUAUGGUGCUCUACCUCUUAUUUACAUGGUAGGCGUUAUGUAAAAUACAGACUUAACCUUUUCCAUUUUUUUAUUUGCACAGCACGAGAUUUUAAUGUUGAUUUUUUUUUGUGUGUAUAUCUUAAACAAGCUAUUCAAGAAAUGACCUAUGAGAGAACACCUGUGAAAUAGUAUGUUGUAAUAUUUAGCUGUUGAUUACAAUUUUAAUGAUGUUUAAUGUUAUUGAUCCUGUUGUUUUUCAUAAUUUUACAUUUAAUAUAACUUGGUAUUAAAUCUAAUUUGUAUCCUUUAACAAACAAUAUUUAUGCCUAAUUAUCCAACACAUUUUCUUAAAAGGAUAAUAAUCAUGGAAGCCAUUCAUUUUUAGCUCCACAUGUUAUUUAGCAUUUGCUUCUAUUCCUGGUUAUUGAAACCAUGAAAACAAGACUACAUGUGUACACCUGCAUGUACCCCAGGGUCUGCUUGUCCUGCUAAUCAUUUACCUAAGUGGCUUAAACCUGAAUCGCAAUAAUGUGAGAAGUUCCUUUAGGUCCUAGAUUUUGUCUCAUAUAAUUCAGAUUCUGUGCAUUUAUUUAAGUUAUCGCUAUUUAAGUCUAGUCGUUGAUUGAAUGUCAUAUUGCAAUUUGUAGAAAUGCGCAUCACAAAAUGUCAACAAUGUGAUGAAUGCAUUUGAGUCUGAUUGCUACAGGGAGAAGGAAGCUUCACGCUACAUCUGCUCUCCAGAUGUAGCGUGCUUGUCCUAAACCUGUUAUCCUUGAGCCUUGAUUCUUUAUACCCUAAAGAACCCAAAAUAUCAUGUUGACUCCAACAAAUUUGUCACAAUUAUUUCUUCAUCUCAUAAUUUUACUUCUCUCUUUCAAGAAACAAAUAACAACAAAAAAUCUAUAGAUCUAUUCAGUAUUUUUGAAGUCAACUUUUAACCUUGUAAGUAUAAGAUUACAUUUUAAACUUAUAUUUUUGGGGUUACCUAGUAAAUAUAAUUGUGAAAGCUUGUCUGGAAAAAAAACCUUAAACAUUUAAACAAUGCUAAUGUAGAGUGUGUAACAUACACAUUUUUAAUCAAGUUUUGUGACUUUUUAGAACAAAACAAAGCUGAAAUUAUUUUAGAAUUUAUAUUUUUCAAAGGAAAUGAAUAUUAAAAAUG
Messenger RNA from Xyrauchen texanus (razorback sucker), 5429 nucleotides. It is a transcript of the gene slc4a4a, whose product is annotated as solute carrier family 4 member 4a. Bases 546 to 3770 code for a protein of 1074 amino acids. Gene Ontology annotation, molecular function: monoatomic anion transmembrane transporter activity; solute:inorganic anion antiporter activity; sodium:bicarbonate symporter activity. The transcript has 27 exons. Gene Ontology annotation, cellular component: basolateral plasma membrane; plasma membrane. The record is from RefSeq and is a predicted model, not a curated record. Gene Ontology annotation, biological process: transmembrane transport; monoatomic anion transport; bicarbonate transport. Lineage: Eukaryota; Metazoa; Chordata; Actinopteri; Cypriniformes; Catostomidae.